UCAUAGUGCGUGAUGUGUCUUGUCAACGUCAGCUUCAGCAGCACUUUAUACCGGAAUUAUUCACGCGAUUACGCGGGCGCCACGGAACCUUCGGCUGCCCUCUUCCCCGACGACGUGGCCUUGGCGAAAGCAGGGUCCGAGUCGAGUCGAGUUGUGCAAGUGGUCUGCGGGAUGGGGGCAAGGACCACCACGUGACGCCCACGCCGAGUGAGAGGGAUUUGCUGAGCAAAUUGAGUAAGCCGUCGAGGGUUGUAUACACAAAGGAUAGGCCGUCAGGAUGGGCAAAUUGCGAGGAAGGGCGAAGACGAGGGUGUCGCGAUUGGUCUGUUCGGAUGCCGGAUUGGGGUAGGCGGGAUGCAGGGCUGGCAGUCCCCCGGUCAUCUUCCCUCAGCCUUCCGCUUCCCGGAAGCGAAAUCUGGCGAUAGCUGGGAAUGGGGAAUGGGCUGACAUCCUCGCGCCAACCUGCCGCCUGCCUUGGCGAUCUCUCUCUCUCUCUCUCUCCCCGCCCGCUUCCAUUCGUCUCCCAUCCUCUUCGUCACCACUCCUCCACCCACCAUAGCACACAUGUGCUCCUCCCCCCCAUCGCCCUCGCCCUCGCGUCGCCGGUAAAGGCAGCAAUGGCGGAGAUCGAGCCGGAGAGGGACCGGCCGGCAUCCCUCCUCCCGCGAUGGCCCAGCCUGUCCGCCAACCUCGUCACCAUUCUCAAUCCCUUCGCCGCCGACGCCAACAACAAGCCUGCGCCCGACGCCAGCAAUGCCGGCCCCAAGCGACCCUCAUUCAUCUCCAGCUUCUUCUCCCCGCAACCCCCCUCCCAAUCCUCCGACCCGCGCGACGACGAUGACUCGAUCAUGUUCGCCGAGCCCGACACGCGCAGCAACAGUGACGAAGGGUCACGCGAGGGCAGCGUGGACGACGAGGUGGCGCGCAAGGCCAAGAGGUGCAAUCGCCCGAAGACCUCCUACAGCAUCUGCCAUCCGCCCCCGGCGUCGACAACGCGCCAGAAGCUGCACCGCCGUCCCCGCUCGCUCCUCCAGCUGCAUCGCCUCUCCUCCCACGCCCGACCGAGCCCGGCCUUCGAAGUCAUUCCCAGCGCCAACUACAGCGUGCGACUGACCCGAGCCAUCACCAAGCUCUUCCCCACAAGACACGCCCGCUGCGCGAGUGAUUUGGUGGUGCUGAAGGCCGAGGCAUACUCAUCCCUCGAGUCCGACGAAGAGCGGGAUGCUAGCGAUAUCAUCGCGCUCAUCUGCACGGGACGGAAAGACGACGCACAUGCGGGCAGCCGGGCCAAGAUCUGUUUUGCCGACGGGCGGGAAUGGGAGGCGUACACCACCCUGACGGGCGGGUACGAAUUGUUCACUACGGAUGAGCAUGGGUUGGGCGUCACGGUCAGAUGGGUACCCAAGAAGUGCAAAGAAAGCGGCAGGAAGAAGUUCAAUUUCUCCACCAUCUCCCCCAAUAGUCGGCGACACCCGGUCAUCGCGACCCUCGACCGGGCGCGAGUGGACAUCAACGACACCUUCAAAAUCCCCAAUGCAAGCGCCGCAACUCCACUAAGCACGCCAAGACAAGCCGCGACUCCCCUAGCUGACACGAUGGCGGAAGAGGCAGAAGAGACGGAUCAGUGUGAGACAGACGAUCGCCUGCGGGAAGUCAUUGCAGUCUCGAGUAUGUGGGUCACUUUCAAAGAAGGCUGGUCUCCGACGUUCAAGUACGAUGAGAAGGAGAGAGACAUCGUGCCAUCAUUGCCGCGGUCCCCCAGCCUCCAGGCAACGCCGGCGAGGGGUGGGGCCUCGUCGACCUCUCUCGUGCCCAACUCCCCGGUCCCGUCCGGCUCGGGGUCGCCUGUGCUGGAGAAGCGCAUGUCUAUGGGAAGUUCGAGCUCGGUCAAUCUAUUCCGCAAAGGCAGUAUAUUCGGCCGGUCCAACCCACAAUUGAUCACGAACGACGACAGUGGGUCGGCGCCGCCCUCGCCCAAUCCUCAAAGCCCGACAAAGACUGGGCGCUCUAGAGCGGAUUCGGCAUCUACAGUGCUCGUUCACCGCGCAGCCAGCAACCGAAUGCGCAAUACGGCGAGCACGCGACCAGAAGGGCUGGCGUCGCAGCCAGAAACGCGAGAGCCUUCAAGCCCGGUCGGAGCGGCAGGUGUGCACGUGGAUGACGGAGGCCUCCCGCUGCGGAAGGCGGAGUCUGUCGCGCGGCCCAUCCUACCCCCACCUCCAGAAUCUCAGAACAGUGUGGAUGGGCGAGGUGGGAGUAAGUCGAAGAAUGGCAGCAGCGCGUCGCGCAGCAGGCAGCUCAAGAGUGCAGAGAACGGGAAGCGGGAGGGGAGUGCGACGAGCGACAACACCACAUCCUCGAGAGGCGCGUUGAACAAGCCGCCACUCAAGCCGGUCAAGAAGAAGAAAGGCGGGUUCAGGAGACUACUGUGUGGCAAUGGGUAGGAUGAUCGAUUGCGCUGCAGCAAACCUGCGGGCCACUGUACUAAUAGGAAUGCUACCUGUACGUGAACAGACACAAGGAGCUCAUGGCACUUACCAACAAGUCCCGCUCUCACCAAUCAUCC
Molecule: messenger RNA, 2566 nt
Organism: Neohortaea acidophila
Lineage: Eukaryota; Fungi; Ascomycota; Dothideomycetes; Mycosphaerellales; Teratosphaeriaceae
Exons: 1
Coding region: 432-2444 (670 amino acids)
Source: RefSeq, a predicted model, not a curated record